Solenopsis invicta (red fire ant) is the source of this 2822-nucleotide messenger RNA. RefSeq names its product exostosin-2 (gene sotv). NCBI's taxonomy places the organism in Eukaryota, Metazoa, Arthropoda, Insecta, Hymenoptera, Formicidae. Gene Ontology annotation, molecular function: glycosyltransferase activity. Bases 920 to 2746 code for a protein of 608 amino acids. Gene Ontology annotation, cellular component: membrane. The record is from RefSeq and is a predicted model, not a curated record. The transcript is spliced from 8 exons.
CUUCCCCACGAGCGACCUACGGGCGGCGUCCUCAAUGCUCGACGAUGAGCUCUUGAUCCUCAUUGGCUGCACAUUCAGGUCUAGUUUCACAAUCUCGGUUAACCGACCGGUUAGUGUCGACUAUCAUUAUUUCUAAUCAAUUUUACUUAAUGACAAAUGCAAUUGGCCAAUUUCGACAGAAAAAUCAGUCUAUGCGGUUAACCGGAGGUUGUGAAACCAAGUUUAAUGUGAUUGCUUCGAUCUAAAGGUAAUAAUCACAUUUAACUGCUACUUAUCAUUGCCGCCUCUAAUUGGUUGUCGCAUUUAUGUUGCAACUGGCGACGCAUUGUAAAACGCCCUUUAUGUCACAAUCCAAGAGAAAAACAAACCAAUCAAAUGUUUCAUAGAGAAGAAGUCAUAUUAUUAUUUUUUUAUUUUGACAAAUAAUGAUGGAUUCAUUAUCUGUCAAAAUUGGAGGUGAUUGAGUCUUCUUAACAUUUACCGAUUUUUCUAUACUGCGUUCGUGGAACACAACUAAUAUAAAAUUUUCUGAUUGGAUGUUUCAAUGGAAAAACUCUGAGCAUCAAAUGGCUGGGGUCAAUCGCAAAUCGCAACACGAUAUUCCGGUUCUUAUGUAUUGUGACAGAAGUACACACGUAUUGUGUUUACAAGUAUUCGUUUUGCACAGUUUUUUAUAAAUUGAUUUUAUAAAUUUUAUAAAUUAAAAGCGAAGAAUAGGGUGAUCCUAAUAAUAAGAUUAUAAUUGUAUAAAUAUUGAGAUGAAUAUUUAUACAUGACAGCUCUCUUUAUGUCUAAUGUAUCCUGUGCUAACGCAUGAAAUUAGUACAAGGAAGAAUUUAUAUACUUGAAUGACAUUUAUAUACAAGAUUUAUAGAUCGAUAUAUUUUGCAAUAUCUUGUAAGAAAACAGUGAGAAAGAGAUGGUAUUACCGGCACGUAUAUCACAUAAAGCCAACAGAGUCUCAUACCAUUAUCACAAUAUCUUUGUGAUAUGCUUAUUGUUAUUUACAUCGUUCAUUGUACUGAUCUCAGUGUAUCAUAUUUUUAAAUUUGGUAGUACACAGAAACAUUCCGAACAUAUUCCUAUAACGUUGAAUGAUAUAAAUGCUUUGCCCAUCCAAACGUUAUCUGCUGACUUGGGUACUGUGGAUGCUACCAAUUCUUCUUGUACAUAUUUCACUUGUUUCAAUGUGUAUCGUUGCGGCAGUCAGGGAAACAAACUUCUGGUGUAUGUCUACCCACUCAAGGUAUAUCUGGAUUCCAUGGGUAGACCGAUUACCAGUCAGAUGACAAAGGAAUUCUAUCAAAUUCUAAGCGCUAUUAUCAGCAGCAAAUUUUAUACUCCUAAUCCAUACGAAGCUUGUAUUUUUAUCCCUUCCAUUGAUACUCUCAAUCAGAAUAGAUUGAGAUUGCAGGAAGUCUCUCAAGCACUAAGAACAUUGCCUUUCUGGAACAAAGGAGAGAAUCACUUGAUCUUUAACAUGGUACCUGGGAAUGUACCAGAUUACAACACCAUCAUUGAUGUACCAAUAGGAAAAGCAAUGAUUGCAGGUGCUGGAAUGUCAUCCAUGACGUAUAGACCUAGCUUUGACAUUAGUUUACCAGUCUACAGUCCACUUGUAAAUAAUCUGAAAACAAAUCACAGUAAUAUGAGAAUAUGGCUAGUAAUGUCUUCCCAAAUCAACAUUAAUUCUGCUUUUGAACAAGAUUUAAUGGAAAUGAAAAUGACAUAUCCAAAAGACAUUUUGGUGUUGGGUCCAUGUUUGCACUUUAAUCCAAUGAAUAAUACGAUACGUUGUAUAGGGAAGGAUAUAUACAAGUAUCCUGAUAGUCUGCAAACAGCAACAUUUUGUCUAAUAAUCCGUGGUGCUAGACUUGCCCAAAGUGUGCUUUUGGAUGCAAUGGCUGCUGGUUGUAUACCUGCGAUUAUAGCCGAUUCCCUAAUGAUGCCAUUUCAUGAUGUAAUUGAUUGGACUAAGGCUGCUGUUUUUAUACGUGAGGUUGACAUUUUGUUAACUAUUCAACUGCUAAAAAAGAUAUCUCAUCAACGUAUCAUGGAGAUGCAAGAACAGAAUGCGUGGCUCUAUAAUCGUUAUUUUAGUUCGAUGGAGAGAAUUACCGAAACUACAUUAGAAAUACUCGCAGAUCGCGUAUUUCCACAUUUAACACGAGAUUACACAUACUGGAAUGUACCAUCUUAUAAGGGAAAGCAUUCACCACUCUUUCUACCAGUGACUGCUCCUAAAACACGUGGCUUCACUGCCGUAAUAUUAACGUACGACAGACUGGAGUUAUUGUUCUUAUUAAUUAAUAAACUCGUAAAGGUACCGAGUCUGUCCAAAGUAUUAGUGAUUUGGAAUAAUCAGCAUAAAGAUCCACCACAUUCUUCUAGGUGGCCAAAAGUAAAUAAGCCAUUAAAAGUAAUACAGACGAAAGAAAAUAAAUUGUCCAACCGAUUUUAUCCAUAUGAUGAGAUUGAAACUGAAGCAGUAUUGUCAAUAGAUGAUGAUAUUAUCAUGUUAACUGCUGAUGAAGUAGAAUUCGCUUAUGAGGUGUGGAGGGAAUUUCCUGAUAGAAUUGUUGGAUUUCCAUCUCGCUUACACAUGUGGGAUAAUGGUACUAAUUGUUGGAAGUAUGAAAGCGAAUGGACGAACAGUAUUUCUAUGGUUUUAACAGGAGCAGCUUUUCAUCAUAAGCAAAAAACUAACACCCUCUCCUGUUAUCCUCACCAAGAAUGUAUAAGUUAAUCCAACAAAGUAAAUUAUACCACACAUUUCUCCUACAUGUAUUAAAGUAUAUUGAGUAUUAAAUUAUUAUAUCAUA